AUGGCCACCACCAACUCGCUGAGGCUAUUGGUAGAUAGGUCGUACGGGGCCCUGGAGGCCAAGCAAACACGCAACGGCCAUCUCGUGCCCGUUUCUUGCAGCUGCGAGAAGCGGGGUGGAACCAUACCGGUCUUUGAUGUCUACCACAGCCCCGUGGGACAGAAGGAAAAGCGACCUGCGUCCACAAAAGUCCUCCACUUCAACGUUAGCUCCAUGCUCCCACAGAAACUUGACGACUUCGAGAUGGCCAUUGAUGGAUGCUACAUGGAUUGGAGUCUAGCUACCUUUUGUCACUUUAUGAAUAUCGGCAUCUGCACUAUGCUUAAACAGAAACUUCAUAACCGGAAGAUGCCCGCCGCCGGAUGCUACGCAAAUUGGGGUCUGGCUAUCACUAGUGGCUUUAUGAAUAUCGGCAUCUGCACUAUACUCAAACAGAAACUUUAUAAUUUCGAGAUAGCCGCUGUUUGA
Messenger RNA from Penicillium antarcticum, 468 nucleotides. RefSeq lists its product as uncharacterized. Bases 1 to 468 code for a protein of 155 amino acids. The record is from RefSeq and is a predicted model, not a curated record. Lineage: Eukaryota; Fungi; Ascomycota; Eurotiomycetes; Eurotiales; Aspergillaceae. The transcript has 3 exons.